AACUAGACUAUCGGACGAAUAGUCUACACAAAUCAUGAUUAUUGGUAGUCUAUGGAAGGGUACAAUUAAAAAGAUCACACACACACAAUGAGAGAGAAAAUAAUAAUCACUUCGAGUGAAUGUGCUGCUCAACUAACAGUUUCAGUAAUACGAUUAAAUAUUAGAAACCACAUUGGAAGUAAUGCCUGCUAUGGUUGAAUAUCUUGGAAUGAAGAACAUUGAAGGAAUCAAUGUGAUGAAUAUUAUGCAACAUGACGACCCUAUAAUGGUUGUAUCCACAUAUACCAAAACAGUAGAUUAUGCUUUAUUAAUAAUGAAAUCAUUCACAAUGAUAGGUGCUUAUACUUGUUACAGUACAAAUAUCAGUAUCAUUUGUCAUCAUAAUGCUCUCAUCAUUACUUAAGAUGAUUGUUCAAGAAUCCGGACAAUGGAUAGCGUUCACUAUUGCUGGUUUAAUAAUUUUAAUUGCAUCUGUGAUAGCCCUAGUGAUUGCUCUCGUGAAGAAGAUAAAUGAGAAAUAUCCACUGAAUGUGGCGCUUGUAAUUAUUUAUUCUAUCUGCAUGGCAACAUCAUUCGGAGUUUGGAAUGCACAGUUAGAUGCUAUUGUCAAACUUGCAGUCUUUGUAAUCAGUUUGGUAUUAUUCACAUGUGGAUUACUGAUUGGUGCAGCGAUUAAAACAGAUUUGGCGGAUCACAUAACUAGUAUUGCAUUAUCCCUUAUGGUUAUAUCUGUUGUCACUAUGAUAGUCGCGGUUGUGCUAAGUAUUUGGUAUAAUUUAAAGUAUUAUACGAUCGGUGUUCUCAUAGGUACACAAAUAUUAAUGUUCAUCGUAACAAUAUUUCUAAGUUACUUAACUGUUGGCAAAUCAAGAUAUCUUUUCUUUUAUCCAAAUUAUGCAUUGGCAUCUAUAUUUUUAUAUACCGAAACCACAUUGGAAGUAAUGCCUGCUAUGGUUGAAAAUCUUGGAUGGAAGAACAUUGAAGGAAUCAAUGUAAUGAAUAUUAUGCAACAUGAUGAUAGUAUAACGGUUGUAUCCACAUACACCAAAACAGUGCUUAUACUUGUUGCAAUACAAAUAUCAGUAUCAUUUGUCAUCAUAAUGCUCUCGUCAUUACUUGGGAUGGUUGGUCAAAGUGGCGGGCAAUUGAUACCAUCCAUUAUUGCUGGUUUAUUGAUUUUAAUUGCAUCUGUGAUAGCCCUAGUGAUUGCUCUCGUGAAGAAGAUAAAUGAGAAAUAUCCACUGAAUGUGGCGCUUGUAAUUAUUUAUUCUAUCUGCAUGGCAACAGCAUUAGGAGUUUGGAAUGCACAGUUAGAUGCUAUUGUCAAACUUGCAGUCUUUGGAAUCAGUUUGGUAUUAUUCACAUGUGGAUUACUGAUUGGUGCAGCGAUUAAAACAGAUUUGGCAGAUCACUUAAUGAGCAUUCUAAUAUCAUUUUCGGUUAUAUCUGUUGUCAUUGUGAUAGUCGCGGUUGUGCUAAGUUUUUGGAAACAUUACAAGUAUUAUACGAUCGGUGUUUACAUAGGUGCACAAAUAAUAUUGUUGAUUUUAACAAUAUUUCUAAGUUAUUUAACUGUUGGCAAAUCAAGAUAUCUUCUCUUAUAUCCAAAUUAUGCAUUGGCAUCUAUACUAUUAUACACCAUAUUCUUUUCGACUUUAUCAAUCAAUACGGAUAUCAUUAAUGUCAACAAUACUGAUAGUUCUAUAUUCCAGUUCCAAUUCACAGAACAUUGAAGUUGAACACUGAAUCGAAGAGAACCUUCUUGAUUUCGUGUUGUUGUUGAUGAUUUAAUAUGGGAUCAAUCAAAAACUUGUUUGUUCGUGUGCAAACUGAAUACAUGUGUUUAUUUUUGUCCUAAUGGAUAACAAUGUAACGUGUAUAAAGUGAUUUCAAUAAUUGUUAUCCAUCUUCAGUGUUGAUUACUUUACCUAGAUGAAGAACAUAUGAAAAGUAUCAUUGUCAUUAGAAUAGUUAUUAAAUGGGAGAUUUAUCAUUUUCAUCUUUAUUUGUGCCCACUAAUGUCAACUUGAAAUUCUCUCUGUUACGUAAUCAGACAUUGUGCUAAAAUGUUACAUUACAGCUCUGUGUAACUUUGGAAAAAUAUAUCCAUUGUGGAGCAUUAUUGAAGCAAGUCCGACGCGUCCUGUGUUCGAAUCUCAGGAGGCCGGAUCGUGAAUGUGCCCAACUGGGAAUACCACAUUAGGACGAAUCAGUCGUUCAAUGAAUCCACGUAUUCCUCGCUGGUCUAGCUUCAAUUGUCUCGUACAUUCAACUAUCAAAUACAUAUGAGCUUUUCAUUAA
Molecule: messenger RNA, 2301 nt
Organism: Schistosoma mattheei
Lineage: Eukaryota; Metazoa; Platyhelminthes; Trematoda; Strigeidida; Schistosomatidae
Source: the annotation of a GenBank genome assembly